Molecule: messenger RNA, 852 nt
Organism: Closterium sp. Yama58-4
Lineage: Eukaryota; Viridiplantae; Streptophyta; Zygnematophyceae; Desmidiales; Closteriaceae
Source: the annotation of a GenBank genome assembly
AUGCGCGCCUAUCCUGCCGGCCUCCUGCUGCUCGCCUUUGCCCUCAUCACCGCAGAACAGAUGAUGAAGGCAGCGCAUGGCGACGACACGGUGAAACGCAUGACACACCGCAUGACACACCGCAUGACACACCGCAUGACACACCGCAUGACACACCGCAUGACACACCGCAGCAUGAUGCUGAAAGGCGCGAAUGGAGCUGGCAGCAUCAGUGGGGUGUCGGAUCUGCCCGUCACCACAACGGUGGUGUUGGGACCUGCGCAGCUGAGAUUCAGCAAGCAGCGCUGCGUGAGCGUCCCCAAGAAGGACGCGAAGCAGAGGAACGUGCAGGUGUGGUGGAACGGCCCUAAGGGGUCGCCUUGCCGCCCGAACCCUAGUGUUGGAAUAUACUCGCCCUGUGGCGCCUGCCCCACUGGAGCCACCUGCAAGACGGUGCCUGCGCAGGACAACAAUGCGGUGCAGCUGCCUUACUGCUCGUGCCCUGAAGGCUUUGGGAUAACCGCGACCGAAUGUGUUGAGGGUGGAGCGUCUACCGUCUCGUCUAUCAGCCACACACUCAUCGCAAAUCGAACCGCCAAGGACAACACAUCCCGGCCAUACACCUAUCGCCUCAACCUGAAUGCUUGCACUCCUUUCCCAGCUGAAGUGGCUGACACCUACAAGGCAGUAUACGCUGUUGAGAACAUUGGCGAUGCUCCGAACUGCCCCAAUCUCACGUUCUACGUGGACAACAGCUGUGCAGGCGCAUCCUUUUCUGGACCCACCGCGUCAACCACUACACCAUUUGACGGAUAUUACGAACUGAACAUCGAGUCGGAUAUUCGCUUCCGCUCUAUUUCGUGCACUCAGUAG